AGCAUGCAUCAACGUUGCCACCAUUAGACGCCAUACAACUGAAUAAAUUGAAACAUUUAUCUAUCGUUUCCUUAUCUGAAGAAUCAAGAACAAUUCCAUAUGAUAUACUUUUGCAAUACCUUGAUAUACCAAAUGUCCGUGAACUUGAAGAUUUAAUUAUUGAGGCAGUCUAUCAGGAUGUCAUCAAAGGCAAAUUAGAUCAAAAAAGGAAACAGCUUGAAAUCGAGUAUACAAUGGGUAGAGAUUUACGACCUGGACAAAUCGAUCAAAUGUUGGAAGUAUUAAGCGUUUGGUCCCAAACUUCAGAGGAAAUUUUAAAAGUUAUAGACGCCAAGAUUACACAGGUUCGUGAUACUGCUGUUGAGAACAAAAAACAAAGAGAGGAUUAUGAAAAAGAAGUAGAACGCCUUCGUAAAGAAGUAAAAUCCAAUUCAAAGAAUACUGACCAUAUGGAAAUUAUGGCUGGAGGAGCGAUUGAUCAAUUCACGGAUUAUCAUGAUGAGAAUACAAAGGGUGGUAGAACUGGAAAGAGGUAUGAUAUCAUUUCAAAAUUUUACUCAGUUGUUGAUUGGAGUCGUUCGGUUCUUUAUUCGGUCAAAGACCGAAAUUGGGGCUUGAUUUUUAUAAAUAGUUUUAUUUGA
Messenger RNA from Funneliformis caledonium, 641 nucleotides. Lineage: Eukaryota; Fungi; Glomeromycota; Glomeromycetes; Glomerales; Glomeraceae. The record is from the annotation of a GenBank genome assembly.